ACUCUAACGAUCGAGGGACCGUUUAUUAUCUAAUGAGUGGAAUAAACUUUUGGAAGAAGUUGUUUUCGGCAUCUUCAAUUACACGAUAAUUAGACCAAUUCGGUCGCAUGUUCUCUGAACAAAAAUGGUGAAAUGCAUAACUGUGUGUCUGCCAGCGAGGCUGCAAUAUUUUUACAAAAGAUUCAAAAGUUUCUCCAAUCAUACCGAUUGUUUUGCUCAUAUCAAAUGUCUUUGUUCUUAUCUGGCAAUGGAUGGUCGUCGUAACCUGCGCUGGCUGGGCGUGCUUUCUACGUACAUUCCGCCGUUGACAUUCUCCAUCUAUCAAACCACACGUGGUGAGAACAUCGUCGGUAUAGGCUACCACUUCAUCAUGAUCAUGCACUCUCUCAUUGCACUGUUCAAAAUGACCACUCUCAGACUAAACUCGGAGAAAAUCCAAACACUGAUCAAUUACUUCAAUGCACACGUUUUCCAUCGGGAUGACCCGCAAUGUUACCAUCUGCGUCGGAAGACCUACUUCAUUACGUGGAAAAUUUGCUUCGCCCUGGCGGCACAUUUUAUUCUGAAUGUAGCGGCCGCUUUUGCCACCACAGGUCCAAAAAGUCCGUACAUUGGAUUAUGUGAAAAACAGAUAGUCUGGUAUCAAGAAAUUAUGCUGCUAGUCAUAAUAAGUUGCAUUAUGGUGCAUAUGUGUAUCUACUCGACGGCCAUUUUGAUCGUGUCCUUCCUGAUGCAUUGGUUUCAAACAGAACUCGAAAUCGUGGCAACUGCAUUCUCGAGGAUUAUCCACGUCAAACCUCAAGGUGCGCAGGGAAACGGUGUGCACUAUUUGAGGAUCUUGUUCCAACGCGAGGAAGUCCGUUGGACGGGGAUAGAGCGUAGAAUGAUUUACUGUAUCAGUCGACACGGAGAAAUCAUUGACCUUAUCAAGCUUUUGAGGGAGAUUGUGGAACCUAUAUUUUUCGCACUCGGAUUUUAUAUUGUAACAUCGAUUUCGACUAUGAUUUUCCUCAUGUAUAGUGAUGGACUGUACAACGUACUCGCUGUUGGACAUAUACUGGCCGUGAUUUUUGAGUUUUACUAUUACGCUCAUCUGGUGGACGAUUUGGAUGAUAAGAACCAUUUGAUCGCAACCGUUAUUUACAAACAAGAUUGGUCCACUCAGAUGAGGUACUCGUCGCGUUUCGCGAAACAGUACAAAAGUGUGAAGAGCAUGAUACUGAUUGUCAUCAUGCACUCCCAACGGCCGUUUCGGUUCACCUGUGGCGGAUUGUACAAAAUGACAGUGCCUGUGUUUACCGCCUUGGUUGAAACAAUCUACGUGGCGGUUACGUUCAUGUUACGGACAAUUAAGAUCCAGCGAUACUGAGCGGUCGGUCGAUUGCCAUGUUUGGGUAUGCCAGCGCGACGGCGUCAACUCUCUGAUCACAGUUGGUCUAAUGGAAUAAAUUAUCGUUGCAUCCCACACUCUGCACGUAGUUGGUGGUGAUUCAGAUGGAUUAGUACUCACCAUCCUUAUUAAUAUCCCAAAUCACGACUCGCGCCCGAAGACGAGCGAAGUUAACAGCUAAGUGGCGCCCGACUCCACCACCGCCUCCGGUUAUUAACACCACCUGUCCAGAAACAUCCUGCGGAGAGAUAGAGAUAAGAGGAGAGAAAAUUUAGAUGCGCAUGCCGAGAUUUCUGGACUAGUAUAUACGACUGUUUCUG
Molecule: messenger RNA, 1710 nt
Organism: Toxorhynchites rutilus septentrionalis
Lineage: Eukaryota; Metazoa; Arthropoda; Insecta; Diptera; Culicidae
Exons: 5
Coding region: 125-1369 (414 amino acids)
Biological process (GO): sensory perception of smell; detection of chemical stimulus involved in sensory perception of smell
Cellular component (GO): plasma membrane
Molecular function (GO): odorant binding; olfactory receptor activity
Source: RefSeq, a predicted model, not a curated record